This is a messenger RNA of Melanotaenia boesemani (Boeseman's rainbowfish), 12252 nucleotides long. It is a transcript of the gene stard9, whose product is annotated as StAR-related lipid transfer (START) domain containing 9. The record is from RefSeq and is a predicted model, not a curated record. The transcript has 32 exons. NCBI's taxonomy places the organism in Eukaryota, Metazoa, Chordata, Actinopteri, Atheriniformes, Melanotaeniidae. Gene Ontology annotation, biological process: microtubule-based movement. Bases 188 to 10807 code for a protein of 3539 amino acids. Gene Ontology annotation, molecular function: microtubule binding; lipid binding; microtubule motor activity.
GCGACGCGGCGGGCGGUUGGAACUCCGGCUGAUGAUGGCUUGAGCUGCGGAUGUCCGAGCAGUUUCACCCCCACUUUAUCGAAGUAAUAUGCAAUUAGGCGCAUUAUGCUCACUGGAGAAGUGUUACUUUAUACCAGUUCCGACUCGGUAAACUCCUGAGUUGGGUGUUAAACAAUUGCAAGACAGCAUGGCAAACGUUAAAGUUGCCAUUCGGGUCCGUCCUCUCAGCGCAAGGGAGAGUACUGAUGGAGGAAGGCUAGCAGUUCAGGUGGAGGAUAAAUUUGUGAGGAUCCAAAAUGUGAAGCUGGAUGGCCGCACAGAGGGAGCUGUAGAUUCCAGGGAGAAGCUCAUGGAGUUUUGUUUUGACUACUGUUACUGGUCAGUAGACCCUGCGGACCCUCACUACGCCUCACAGGAGGAGGUGUUCCAGGACCUGGGUGUGUCGGUGCUGUCCGGAGCAUCUGAGGGCUACAAUGUGUGUUUGUUUGCUUAUGGUCAAACAGGAUCUGGAAAGACGCACACCAUGAUGGGGACACCGGACUCUAUUGGCCUGACUCCUCGUAUUUGCCAGGGUCUUUUUCGUGCAGAAGAUGCUUUUCCUGAUGGACAGAACUCUAGCAGAGUAGAAAUCAGCUUUUUGGAGAUUUAUAAUGAGCGAGUAAGAGACCUGCUUGGAGGAGGAGAGCAGAAGAAGAGAACCUCCCUGAGAGUCAGAGAACAUCCUGAGAAAGGGCCAUAUGUACAAGACCUGUCACAGCAUGUGGUCUCGGACUGCAAACAGGCCAUGGAACUUCUGGAAGAAGGCAUUGCCAACCGCAUGACUGCAGCGACCCACAACCAUGAUGCCAGCAGUAGAUCCCACGCCAUCUUUACCAUUCAGUACACACAGGCAAUCCUAGAAAAUAAUCUUCCCUCAGAAACUGUGAGCAAGAUUAACCUGGUGGACUUGGCUGGAAGUGAGAGAGCAGAUCCACACUACUGCAGGGACAGACUGACAGAAGGCUCCAACAUCAACAAGUCGCUGGUUACUUUGGGCAUUGUCAUUUCAGCACUUGCCCAAAACUCCCAGAUGUCAAGCAGCUGUCAGAGUAUCAACAGUGUGGCUUCUGAGGGAGAUAGCAGCAUGGUGGGAAGCCAAAGCAGCUCUCUGUCUGGAGGAGGUGGAGGUGGGAGAAGGCACUGCUUCAUUCCCUACAGAGACUCAGUCCUGACCUGGUUAUUGAAAGAUAGUCUUGGUGGCAACUCUAAGACCAUCAUGGUUGCAACGGUCUCACCCUCUGCUAACAGCUACAACGAGACCCUGAGCACACUGCGCUAUGCUGCACAUGCCCGAAAUAUUGUCAACAAGCCUCGGGUUAAUGAGGAUGCAAAUGUUCGACUUAUCAGGGAAUUGCGAGAGGAGAUUGACAGGUUGAAGAGCAUGCUGCUCAGUUUUGAAAUGCAACGUAAUCCCAGUCCAUCCCUGAGUGAUGAGAGGGACGGGAAUCUUUCUGAAAUCGUGCUACAGAACGAACUGAAGGUGGAGCAGCUGACAAAGGACUGGUCAGAAAGCUGGAGAGACAAGAAGGUGCUGUUAGAGCAGUACGGUGUGGACAUCAACAGAGACCGCGCUGGUUUCCUCAUCAACUCCCUUCAGCCACACCUGGUAGCCCUGGAUAGAGACGUCCUCAGCACUGGGGUCGUUUUUUAUCACCUCAAGGAGGGUGUUACCUACAUUGGACCUCAGGACCAAUUUGAAGAACCACAAAUAGUUCUGCAGGGCAGUGCAAGCUGUGAGAUUGAAAACCGCAGGGGUGUUGUAACGCUCAGACCGCUACCAGGCUGCGUCUGCCUUCUUAACGACAGAGAGGCCACCGAGCCCUGCAGACUGGCUCAAGGGACUGUGAUUACCUUGGGAGGAGUGCAUAAGUUCCGCUUCAACCACCCGGCAGAGGCAGCAGUCCUUCGGGAGCGCAGGCGGGCCAGUGAAGGUGGCAUGACCUGCACAAGUGUUGAUUUUUGCACAAAGACUUCUGACGACAGUGCCAAAGAAUUGAAGCAUCCUGAGCAGCUGGGUGCCUGUCUCUCUCCCAGUGAGGAGCCUAGCGUUAGGCAGCGAGUGGAGGAGCAGAAGCUCUACGUGGAAAGUUUGCGACAGGAGAUCCAGGCUGAACAGAGACAGGCAGAGAGAGAGCUGGAAAGGGAGCAGGCCCUUCUCCGACAGCAACACUCAGAGAUCCAGCAGUGGAUUUUGCAGGAGAAACAUCACCUGAAAACAAUCGAACAAAGAGUCACCCGAGAGUCUGGAGUUCAAGCAGACCUCCUACCUGCUCCCCUCCUGGAGAAGCUAACAAGUCAACGGUCCACAGAUCAGGAAGAUCUUAUUGUGAACCGUCCGUCCCUGGUGGUGAGGGCCAGGAAGAAGGCAGUACAAGACGAGCUGCUAAAACAUCAUGCCCUUUGCCGUGCCGAGAGCCGCAUCCGCCGGAAAAAGCUGCAGUACCAGCUGAAGCGAAUUGCCAACAAGCGGCAUUUAUUGGAUGCAAAGAGAGAGUUGCAGCAGCUGGAAAAGACCCUUCCACCAGGACCGGACAGUCCUGAGUCUCCUGAGCUGGGAUCCACCUCAAAGCUGAGAGAAAAAACAUUUGUUUCCCGUAGGCACUCGUUUUCAUCUGAUCUUUUGUCCCGUCUUUAUCCACAACGCACACCUAUUUUCAGACACUUCCUCAAGAGAAACAAAUCCAUUGAACAGACGUCAUCAUCCACAACGUCUGAUUCCAUUGGUAGCAGGAAGUGGGUUUCAGAUGAGUGUCUUCCUCGGGAAAGAACCCAAAGUUGUUCAGGUUCUUUCUUCUCUGGACAAAACCAAUCCUGCCAGAAUAAAGUAAUCUCCUCUAAAAACACCAGACAAAUAGCCAAAGAGGAACCACAAGCUCAGCCAUCUCGACCGGAAAGAAAACCUCUGUUGCCAAACCGAGACUUGUCUUUUAAGAACAGAUUGGACCAGAGCUCAGCAGUUAAACUAAGAUCACCACUCGAAACAACUUUGCUGCCUCUCAACAAGGAAAAUAAACUGGGAUCCACAACAGAAAAACCAGUUUGUGAGAAAGGCACUUUUGUGAAUGUAAACAGUUCAUACCCUGCAGGUAACAGUGGACUAGAAGCCAUUGGCAAAUCUUUGUCUCGUUCUGCUGGACCCAGGAUAAAAACAGCUCUGUCCAAAGUUUUCAGAAAACCACCCCCAGGUGUAAAAGGUGGAGGAGUUCUUAAGCCACUUAGGAGAAUAACAAGUAAAUUUCCCUGGAGACAAAGAAGAGACAAGAUCCUGAAAGAUACCAAAAUGAGUCAAAGCAACGCUGGCGUUAAAACUGCUGUCUCGUGUGAGGACCUUGAUCAGAGGACUGUGUUUGAGAGUGUCAGACAGAGGCGGUGGCAUAGCACUGAGGCUCUGAUGAACAAGACUGGCAGAUGGUUUGACAGAGAGCAGUCACUGGUUGGAUGGGAAGAAGAGAAAGAAGACAGAGAUGAAGGAACCUCAGAUUGUGAAAGCUUUUUUUCUCUUGAUUCUCUGUCCUCUGCCUACGCAACAGCCCUAGCAGAGCAGCUGAGACUUGAGGAUACAGCUCAGAGUGAAGCAGAGAGUGAAGACAGCGAAAUGUCUAAAGAUUCAUUGACUAUGGAGAACAGUGGAAAGUUCCCAACAGUUCAGAGACGUACACAAACUGUGGUGCCAACUUACUCUCUGGUGACAGAUUUUGCCCUCUCCUCAAUGCAAAACAGUGCAACAGAGACCAGCUUAGCUUUGGACUGCUUGAAGAAACCUCCUGUAACCCCAGCAGAGACGUAUUGGAGCCAGCAAGCCCUGUCAAAGACAAGACAAAUAGACACCACAAGGAAGUCCUAUUUUCAUAGCUCGUUAGUGGCAAAUUCCAGAGGCAUAGACAUUGUACAUAAAUUGACUGAGGACUUUAGCAACAUGCAAACCACUUCGACCUGCAGCCCACGCUCUCUGAGCAGCUGCAGUGUGAGGGAGCCAGAAAAUUUCCUGGCUGUCACUGAUGCCUGGUCCUCCACCGACGCAGCUGAAAGUCCAAGGACUUACAGGGAUUCUCUGCCUUUCCAAAGAAAAAUAAUGUUCAAAUCUGCAGACAGCAGCGGCAGCAGUCCAAGUCCAAUCAGUAUGAAUCUCUCAGACUCACAGAGUGGAUUUAGAAGCUAUAGCUCUACAUCCACCAGUACUGAGGGUGUAAAUAAUACAGUGCAGGAACACAACCUUGAGGCUUCCCGGGAAUCUCAAGCAGAAGAUGUCCUGAAGUCAGAUAACCAGAAGAAUUUAAGAUGUUAUGUGGAACAAUUAGAGCUAUCCAAAAAAAUGACAGAAGCUGCUAUUGAAACUCCAGGUUGCAGCCACCAAAUGCAUCCAGAAUCUGGACCCACUUCAUACCAGACAUCUUCUGUGUCUUCUGAGUCUACAGUUGCACCUAAUAUUGAAGCUGCUGACAUCCCAAUGUCCUCUGAACCUGAAAUCUACACCACAGGCUUUCCACCAGUUGUUCAUUUUCCUACAAAUCCCUGUAAAUAUAGUGAACUGCUGGAUGAAAUGCCAGAUUCUGUGCAUCCUUUCGAAUCCAUUAAAGGGGAAGCACUAGAUGUUGUAACAGGAGAGUUGAGAAAUGCUCAGCACUGUCAUUUAAAGAGUACCGAAGACGUAUAUCUUACAUGGGAUGAAACCAAAAGCACCGAGCAGUCAGUUGCACUGCAGCAGGAAGCUGUUAAAGCAGCUUGUAAAAAUUCCAGGAAGAGGAACAAAGACCAACAGGAUGCUUUUAUGUGUAGCCUGAAAAUUCCAAAAAGGGGUGACAACGGGGAGUUGGUAACUUUCUCCUGUAAACAAGGUGACAGCUUUGAAGAAAUUUGGCCCAGUGACAGUAACAACGCCAGUGACUCUAAAGAGAGACAGCCUGCCGUGGAGCCUGACAGCCGUGAAUUUGAUUCUGUUUGUAUUGAUGGCAGCAAUAGACAAGACUCAAUGUCUUCAGGUGUGUUGCCAGUUUCUGAUGUCAAGAGCUGGGAACUUGAACCAAGCGGUCCUAUCGUUAAGGGCUCUGAGUAUUUGCUUAAACAUGAUAAAAAGAGUUUAAAGAAUGGUAACACUAUUGGAGGUAAUGAGGCAGCUGGAAAUGGAGAUGUAACAGUAAAAGAAGUUACUGAUGAGACAGAAGAGAAAGAACACCAAAUUAUUAACCACAGAAAACACCAAGAAAGUAGAAAAGAGGUACGGAUGUCAGAUGCUAUUUGUAGUGCAAUUGAUCUGAGGAUCUCUGAAGUAGUGAAAGACCAUAUGAAAGUGUCACUGGUUGACAGAAAUAGUGCCAAGAAGAGCAAAAGUCAAAGUCUGAGUGUCUUGUCAUCAUCUCCAAGCCAUUUUAGCUUUAAUAGUGAUGAACAGCUAAGAAAUGAAAAGAAUAAUGAUCUGCAAGAAGGAGCCAAUGUCUGUGGAUUGCCUUCAUUGGGGAUAAAAGAAAGUGUGAUGGUGACAAACAAGGACCUGGCAUCAGAUAUGCCAGAUGAAUUCAGCAUUAGCCAUGAAAGCAGCAUACAUGAAGUAAAAGAAAAUAUUAACAAUGCUCGUAACACGUCAAUCAUCAGUUCUUGUGUUUUUCAAAACUCAUCUACCAAAAAAAACAAUAUCCAAUCAAAUCUAAGUUUGAACAAAGAAUGCGAACAUCCUGGCAGUCCUUCUUUACAACCAUCUUACUCAUACAGAGUUGGAGAUUCCUUUUCACCAAGAAAAUGUGUAGAUUCUCAAGAAAACACAGAAAUAAAGGAUGUAUCCAAACACAAAGUAGUAUCUUCUGUUAAUCUGGACAUCAGUAGUACUUACAUAAAUAAAGAGGACAGUCAGGCCAGUUUCAAUCCAGCUGCUUUGAAAGCUAAUAUUGUCCCUCAACUCUUAACUCGGCACCUAAACCCAAAUCUUGACCAGAUGCCCAGUGAAACACAUUCUACCACUACCUGCACAGUUGUGAGCUAUUCUUUUUCAGAGGAUUCCAGUAUGGAAGCCACAUCCAGUGAUGCCAAAAGGGACAGUUUUUCAUCCAAACAAAGCUCACCAAAGAUGGUUCAUUUCCAAAAUAGUCCUGAAAUAUCUGCAGGUGUUAAGUUAGGAAAUGAUGGAUUACAUCAGUUCAAGGCAGACCAGUGUCACUGCUGCCAGGUCACUCGUACUCCUGUCAAUGAAAGAAAUGCUGAAAUGGGCCCAAGGAUUAAAGGCAAACCAUCUGUCACCACCCAGUAUCAUUUCAGCUGUCAGCAAAUGCAUUCAGAGAACCUGGCUCAGACUUGUGUGGUCAAUAUGAAUUACAAAGACAGUUUUCCGCAGUUAAACUUUGAUGAACGUUGCCAAAGGAACAGAAGUGUGAUGAAAAGUGGCAGAGAUGCUAGGAAUGAUGAGUUCAUGCAACAGGAUCGAGUACACCUGGAAGAGUCAAAAUCUAAAAGUACGUCUGUUUCUGUUGGAGAACAAACAAAUCAGCUAGAAAAUGGCGUUAAAAAUCCAAGUUGUCUUGGUUCUAUUGUGUCCAAAGAGACAAAGAUUAACACAGCUGGUGUUAUGCCAGGUAAUCCUGCUCCUUUGUCUAAGAAAACCAAGAGUAAGAGGACCAGAAAGUCUAACAUCAAAACUCAUCCCACUUCUUCCUCAGACUCCUCUCUUAAAUCAUCAGAUGAGGAUGAGGGGGAAAAAAAACCCACUAGAAUGCUUCACAGCAGGCUGGCGUCUAAAUGGGUUAAACUUCACACUGAGAAUAACGGCAAACAAGAAAUCAGACAAACAAGAAGAAACGAUGCAGAAAAUUGUACUUUAGGGUCUGCGUGCAAAUCUAAAACAAACACCUCUAAUGGGAAAUCUGGUAAAAUUCAGGCUAAACUCUCAAUUUAUUCCCAUGGAAGAAUCUCUUCACCUCCUCAAGCAGCAUCACAAAAGAGAAAUGAUGAAAAAAUCAGCUUGUUUGUAAAGAAAAGUGAAGCACAGCAUACACCAAAAUGUCAGGACUCCCCCAUCCACUUUGCAUCCAGUGACAUCAACCCCUUUGUUCACCAGUGGCAACACAGCGACUCAAACCAGCAGUGCUUUAAGAACCCUGCAUUUGGAAGCGCUGCUGACCUGACCUGUAAAUCUCCGCUUUUAAACAGCUCUGAAAAACGCAUAACAAGAUGUUGCAGUGUUGAUAAUGGGUUGAAUGGGCAAAACUCUCCUUUUAACUCCCACUUGAGCACAUAUGCCACCAACAAGGGGCUCUCCAGUACACUCAGCAGUGUGGAAGAUUAUAAAGUCAAAACAACCUCUCAGGUUACUCACUGUCAACAAGCAUCUGUGGACAUUCACAGUCGCCUCGCUAGUCUGACAGUAAACAGCAGCUCUUCAGGUAAUGAUGUUCCAGGUGGUUUUGCUAACAACUCCAGUCAAGUGGAUGAAAUUAUGUUUGUCUAUUCAUCUGAACAAGAGUCUAAAGCAAGCAGCACACCGGUGCAAAGGAGGACACGUGAGCACAGUACGCAGACUGAGUGUGGGUUUCAGCCAAUCAAUAGUAAAAUCAGCAGCGAGCCAAAGAGGAGAGAUCGUCACAAGAGGAGCAACACUGAUGUUCCAUCAUCCCAGAAAAGCAAAGUGGAUAUGAAAGAAUCUCCAACGUGGGCCAGUAUGGAAAGCAUGUCAGCUCACCUCUCUAAGCUGAUCGACAGCACUUCAGACCUGCUGGGAGACGUCCAGGGAAUGAGAGCAGGUGAAGUACGUAAAUCCAGUCCAAGGAAGAGUAUUAACUUGUCAAAAAGUAAUGUGUCUUGCUGUGAGGCCAGCGACUGCGCAAAAAAAGACUGCUCUACUCAAACAGCCUCAGAUGUUGGAAUCCAAACUGAGGAGCUCGUAGCACCAUCAGAGAGCGAAGUGGCACCCAGAGGAAACACUAAAUCUCACGAAAUCAAUGUCAUAGUAAAAGUGAUUGGAUCUGAGGUUGUGAGUGUCUCUCAACUCGAGAAUGCACACUGUGCAAUGAAAACUAAAACCUCCACAGACAAAAAGAUGCAAAGCACACCUGACCUGAGCUUUAACAGCUCUGCUGUCUCUCAGUCAGAAAUUAACCUUCUUGAAUCACCUUGUGCAAAGGCUGCAGUUGAUUGCCAGAGGCGUGUGAGAUCUGCCUCAGCUCGAGUCUCAAAGCACCACACUACAGAGGCACUAAGCAACCGAAGUGUUGCAAUGUCUGAAAUUAUUCCCAGGUCAUCAAAAAAGUGCUGUCAGGAAAAUCACAGCCCUUCUUUAACAAACCGUCCUUCUGCUGCCUACACAGACCGUGCAUCAUCCCCCAUCCUUACUGUGGGAACAAGAAUACAUAGCAGGCAGAGAGGAAAACAGUCAACAAUCUGUCCUCAAAAAUAUAAGGAUCAGAAAACAAAUCAACCAUCUGAGGAUGACCACCUCACCAUACUGUCUGUUUCAGGUGUGAGUCAAAGUCCCACUAAGGAUUGUGAUGUUUCCUCCACAAAAUCAGAAACUGUAUCACUUGAGAGUGUGAGUGAAACGAGUUGCUUGAGUCAUAAAGAAUCAGAAAAGUGCCCUUCAAACCCUGGAUCAUCACUGCAUAGAUAUACAGACUCUGAAAAGAGAAUUGUAAGCUACAAAGAUGACAACCACCAGCCCAGCUCCAAAUGGCAUCAGUGGGCAACCUCAGCGGAUGGUUUCGUGUUGCAGAAGCACAUUUCACCCGUGCCGAAACUAAAUGAUCCACACAAACAGCAAGCUUCAGCUUUUACAGUUGAAUCUGGAGAUUUGUGCAUCAUUUCCUGUAGUCAGUCUCCAAUCAGAGACAAGAGUGACCAACUUAAAGAGGAUGACAUCAUGUCACUAGUGCCUAGUGAGUGCAACACAGAAGUUCUUGUUAACAUGGAACCUGCCACCAGUUCGUUUCCUUGUCAAGAUCAUCAGAGAGUUCCUGAGGACCUGCCCAUGCACAACAAGUUCACCAACUGGUCGGGCGUCAAUCAACAACCAAAAUCUUCAAACAAACUGACGACCUUGCUCAGCAGUGACAGCAGAAACUGUGCUGAGUGGGGUGAGAUGGAGAGUGUUGGUUUAAAUGUGGAAGUGCAGAGUGAUAGAAGAGCUCAAGAGAUCAUGAAGCUGCGACAGGAGAGAGAGCAGGUGAUGGCGACCGUCAGCCUCAGUGCAAAUCCAACUCCUUUGACUGUGGAGCUGACGGAGGCUAAGCUCCAUUAUGGUCUGGGAGAGACGGAUGCCCUGUUGAAGAUUUUGUCUCCAAGGUCCAAAGAAGAGCUGCAGCCACUGACCUCUGCUCCCACUAAACAGGAGCUGUUUGAUAGGCACCGUAGGAGCAUUCAGGGGUUGAGGCUGGAGAGGGAGGAGCGCCUUCAGACAUAUCGACGAGCUCGUAGUCUGAGUCCCAGCAAGCAUCCAGCCUCCUCUCCUCAAGAGGCUGUGUCAUCCUCCAAGGUGCCUGCUGCUAUGCCCAGUCGGCGCAAGGAAUAUCUUCAGCGGCUCCGCCAAGAGGUGAUAGAGAGCACCAGAUUACCAGAUCCUCCAAGAGGAGAGGGACAGUAUCCAUCUGACAUAGAGCAGCUGCUGCGUGACUACGGUCGAGCCAGGGAGGAAGCCAGGACAGAGAUUGCUAAGGCACGAGAACGACUGCGAGAGAGGACAGAGCUGGAGAAGAGGAGGCUACAGCAACAGGCCAUCACUCAUGAAAUUAAGGAUGACCCAAAACAUCGGACAAGAAUCAGCAACAGCACUUUAUGCACAGGAUCCACCCUAAGUCUGUCCUCUGGACCAACAUCAGGAUAUAACAGUGGGAACACUGCUCAACUCCAGCACAGCAGCAAACCAGUAUUAACUGGACAGAUCAAAGGGAUCCAGGACGAAAGGCAGACGCUAAAGAUACGCCCUCCUAUAUGUGGUCCUCAGAGUGUGAAGACACAGCGAGCCUGGAUGUCAGCCCACGGUAACAGCAAGACUAGAACUCACAAAAACUCAGUACCAAAUGUCCAUCUUGAACCAGCUAUCAGUGGGUUUGAGCCACUGAUGACUUCAUCUCCAUCACCGACAGCAUGUGCACGUCAGCGCUCUGCCUCCUUUGGCUCCUCUUCAUCUAUAUCUUCAAGCUAUCAGGACAUCACAUCCAGUCUCCUCAGUCAAGCUUUGGCUGAAGUCCGAUUAGCUUCUUAUGGGGAUUUGGACAACCUGGUGAUGGGCAAAGCUACAGCAGGCUGGAGGUACCAAGGAAAAGAGCGAGGGAUUCAGGCAUUCUACAAGCCUUCAUCCAGCCCAUCUGUCCACAGUUUUCUAGGAGCUGGGGAGCUGCACAGAUCCCUGGACAGUCUGUGGAAUAUAAUCCGUCAGCUGUCUAAGAGCCACAUGUACAAUCAGUCGGUCCGUUCUGUGUGGACACGACCACUAGAUGACAGCACUCAGCUGGUUUACAUACUAACGAAUCCGUCCACCUGUCACCUCAGCCAGCCGCGGGACUUCUGCUGCAUCAGCACCGAGUCUAAGCAGGGUGGUCUGUACGUGCUGGCAAUGCAGUCUGUGUUUGAGGAGUCUCUGCCUCGGCCCAGUGUAGACGCCAUCAGGGGGGAGAUGAUGCCCAGUUGCUGGAUCCUACAGCCAGUUAGGCAGAAAGGACAGGAAGUCACUAAAGUCAUUUACCUGCUACAGCUGGACCUUGGAACGCCAUCAUUUCCUCAUCGACUUCUAAACACUGUUGCCAGGAGACAGGCAGCUGUCAUCGCAGACCUGGAGGUUUUUCUUGCUUCAUAAAUCUGCACUUGGAUUUUCUCCAACUUGGAGUUAGUCUUUUUGAAUUUGCACCUAAAUUUUAUUUACUUGACUUUUUUUUUAACUAGAAGGGCACUGUUAUAUUUGUAUGCAAACACAAAGUUAAAAGCAACUUUUUUGUAUGGAUUUUUUUUUAUUGUUAUAAAAUAUUGAAAUAUUUAUAGUUGUACAUGAGCGCUUGUAGCAGUGUGUUUUACCAAAGAUUCAUCGAAAGAUUUAGCUGCAGAUUUGGAAACUGCAUUUAGGUUUAAACCGUUUUGAGGGGCUGCCAUGUGUCUUUGGUUCAAUCGAAAUUACACUAAUUUUAAUGUACAUUAAUUAUUACUUGGAAUGUUUUUAUCUAUUACAGAUAAGGGUGUUUCUUUGUUGUUUUAGAUGUACACACACACAUUCCAGCACAUCCACAUAUGCAUGCAUUAUAAAUAAUACAUAAGAGAAAAUGUACAAACUAAUCAUUUAAUCUUUAACCUCAAUUAAAAAAUAGAUUUAAAAUGUUCUGCAGACGUUUUCCAGCAGAAGUUUGAAAAUGCAUGUAAGCUAUAUAUUUGAUAAUAGUCAUUUAUUUAAAAUUCAUACACGCAAUCUGGAGGAUUAAAAUGUAAUGUGUGCUUAGCUGUGAAGAGUAUAAAUGUUAAUCAGCUCUCUAUCAGCAGAAACUAUAUUUUUCUAAGAAGUAAAACUCAGAGAUAAAAUGUUUGAAACCAUUUUGUAAGUUAAAGGAUGAGUGGGGAAAAAGAUGAAGGUUUUUGCCUUAGUGGAGUUUGUAGCCUCAACUAAGAGGUGUGGAUAAAACCCACCAGCUCCAAUGGUCUUACAGAUUUAUGGUACAGCAUGAGCUGAGUUUAAAGAGUUUUUAUUUUCCAUUCAAUUCAGGCCUUGUAUUUAUUUCCAUUCCUCUUGCCUUGUGUUUAAAAUACUGUUGAAUGUGUUCCACUGUUGUGAUUGUGUUGUAUAAGCAAAGCACUGUGCUGUGUUUACAGCUGCUUGCACAGAACUUUUUUAUGCAUUUGUUACAGACUAAAAAGUGACUGUUGUUGUUUGUACAGUUUUUAAGCUAUGCAGAGGCUGAUCAAAGACAGGAGCACUCUCAGUCAAAGCUGGCUCACCUGUAUCCACAUACGAAGCCAUAUUAUUUACACUAGUGGCAUGUUCAGGAACGUCUCUUGGCUCUGCAGCUGCAGCGCUGAGGUUGUGACUCAACAGACCAGGAAGAACCAAAGCGAGGCGAGUGAAGUAAAGAAAUGUGGUGAAAGCUGUUUGUACUGAUUUUCUUUUAUGUAUAUCUAUAUAUUUUUUAAAAUAUGCAUGUAAAAAGUUCUUAUUUAUAUUCGGAGUGUGUUGUUGUACAUUAUAUUAUACAAAUGUCUUCUUGUUAAUUAGCUGUUAUUAGCUUUUAUGUGGACAUUUUUUUAAGAAAAUAAAUAUUU